Molecule: messenger RNA, 822 nt
Organism: Suncus etruscus (white-toothed pygmy shrew)
Lineage: Eukaryota; Metazoa; Chordata; Mammalia; Eulipotyphla; Soricidae
Gene: AANAT
Product: aralkylamine N-acetyltransferase
Exons: 5
Coding region: 1-822 (273 amino acids)
Biological process (GO): melatonin biosynthetic process; response to light stimulus; circadian rhythm
Cellular component (GO): cytoplasm
Molecular function (GO): aralkylamine N-acetyltransferase activity
Source: RefSeq, a predicted model, not a curated record
AUGGCAGAUAUUGUGGGGUUCUCUUCCCUCCUGUCCUGUGAUAUCUGGUGCUCACAGCAGGGCUGGGUGGCCAGAAAACCAGCGGGCACCUUUGUGUUUACUGGAGAUGGGGGUCCAGUGGAAAAGUUGACAGUCCCAGACUGCCUGAAGCCAGCCCAGGUUCCGCUCCAGAGGUGCCAGUGUGGGGGCCCCUCCACGGCUUCUGCAGCCAGGAUGUGGAUGCAGGGCACCCCCCACCUGCUGCCCGGGACUGCUGUGGGGUCCCCGAGCCCCCAGAGGCGUCACACGCUCCCUGCCAGCGAAUUUCGCUGCCUCACGCUCCAGGAUGCCGCCAUCGUGUUCGAGAUCGAGCGGGAAGCUUUUGUCUCCGUCUCGGGCCUCUGCCCCCUGGACCCGGAUACCAUCUGCCACUUCCUGACCCUGUGUCCGGAGCUGUCCCUGGGCUGGUUCCAGGAGGGCCGCCUGGUGGCCUUCAUCAUCGGCUCGCUGUGGGACGGGGAGAGGCUCACGCAGGAGUCGCUGACAAUGCACCGUCCUGGGGGCCGUACAGCUCACCUGCAUGUGCUCGCCGUGCGCCGCACCUUUCGCCAGCAGGGCAAGGGCCCCGCUCUGCUCUGGCGCUACCUGCACCACCUAGGCGGGCAGCCUGCAGUGCGGUGCGCGGCGCUCAUGUGCGAGCCGGGCCUGGUGCCCUUCUACGAGCGCUGCGGCUUCCGUCGCGUGGGGCCCUGUGCCGCCGCCCCUGGUGCCCUGGCCUUCACCGAGCUGCUGCAGUGCUCGCUGCGCGCCAUGGCCUCUCAGCGCAGGAACAGCGGCUGCUGA